GCCAAACAUGGCGGCUGCUAGCUAAAACAACCAGUCAACACCUUCGUCUUUUAUUGUCGUUGUCAGCAGUCAGAAAAUAACCAGAGUCGAAAAAGAUUAACGAAAAGAGACUGUGAAGAGCUGUCACCCAUAUCUCGCCUGUCCUGGUUUUUACCCAGCCGUAGUCCGGCAUGUGUAGGCGGUUUGUGAGCCACAGACAAGAAUGAACUGACACAUCAGCGAGCUGAGGACGGACUGUUUGUGCUUGGGCUCUUCACCUGUCCACCGAUAUGCUUCACAGGUAAUCUCAUUGAACCAGGACCUCACUCCUUCCUCAUCCCCACCCCCUGCUGAUGAUGUCAUCACCACCACCAGCAAAGCACUCCGCCACUUCCCUCUCUCCUGGCUCCCGGCUGCCUCCCGGGACAGCCCUGGACUCCCUGUCCCUGUCCUCCGUCUUGUCUGGGGAAUUAGACGAUGACAGAGAUGGAGAAAGAGGAGAAGGGGAGGAGGAAGGGCUGGGGGACCUAGAAGUGAACCCAUAUGAUGGUUUGCCUUUUUCUUCGCGCUACUACUCCCUGCUGGAAGAGAGGCAGAAGUUUCCUAUAUGGAGGCUCAGGCAGAGUCUACUGGAGCACCUGGAGAGCCACAACAUGGUGCUGCUCAGUGCACCCAGUGGAGCUGGAAAAAGCACCCAGGUGCCACAGUGGUGUGUGGAGUAUGCUUUGUCCUAUGAAUUUUCUCAGGGCUUGGUGUGCUGUUCCCAGCCCUAUUCGGUGGCAGCAGUGGGUCUGGCCCUUCGCGUGGCUGACGAGAUGGACCUCAGCCUGGGUCUGGAGGUGGGCUACAGGGUGUCUCAUGAUGACAGCUGUACACCCGACACCCUGCUCAGGUUUGUCAGUGACUCUCUUCUGCUGGAAGAAAUGAUGUCAGACCCUCUGCUCCAUCAGUAUGGCAUUGUGGUGUUGGAUGAGCUCCAGGAGCGUACCGUGCCCACUGAUGUGUUGCUGGGCCUGCUCUGUGACGUCUGCCGGCAGAGGCCAGACAACUUCCGGGUGGUUCUCCUCACUCACCCGACGCUGGCACCUCGCCUCUCCACCUUCCUCGGACCAUCAGUCCCUCACCUCUCCCUGGACAGCCUGCUCACUGACCCCCCUACCAGAGACCAGGAAGAGGGCCGUGAGGUAGAGGAGGACAGAAAGGCACUUGAAAUGAACAGAGUGGAGAUGCUAUACCGGGAGCUUUCAUCUGGGAAGGAACCAGCGGCUGCUGCCUGUCACAUGGUGCUGGAUCUUCACAGAAGAGGAGAAGAAGGAGAUGUGAUGGUGUUUUUGGCCAGUGCACAGGAAACAGAGGAGUGUGUGGCCCUGCUGGAGAAGGAGUGUGUUGCUCUGAGUCCUCAGCUUGGUCCUCUUAGGAUCCUCCCCCUCCAUGGCGGACUGGGUGGGCUGACCCAACGGGUUUAUGAAUCCGAUCCUGAAGCCUCAGCACUAAGUGAGAAUGAGCGCUCCAAGGCCCUGGACAGCUCAGUGCUGGGACCUGGAGGUCCGGGCAUCAAAAGGAAGGUUAUCUUCACUGAUACCCUCGCAGAGGCUUCCUUCUCACUGCCGGCUGUUCGCUAUGUCAUAGACACAGGCCUUCAACUUAAAACUGUUUACAUCCCACAGAUAAGAGCAAACUCGCAGGUCCUGAGAACGAUCAGCAAGCACCAGGCCGACAUGCGAACUCAGAGGGUGAACAGCCACCUUCCAGGGCUCUGUCUCCGUCUUUACCCCCAGUCUCUAUAUGAGGAUGGAAUGGGGGAAGCUCACUGUCCAGGAGUGAUGGAGGAAAACCUCAGCCACUUGGUGCUGCUGCUCAAGAGGCUCGAUAUUGCUGACAUGGGACAGUGCAAGUUCCUGGACAGACCGGCCCCUGAGGCUCUGAUGCAGGCCCUGGAGGACCUGGACUACCUGGCAGCACUGGAUGAUGAUGGUAACCUGUCAGAGGUGGGCAUCAUAAUGUCGGAACUGCCACUGGAGCCACCGCUGGCUAAAGCCCUGAUCGCUGCCUGCGAGUACGACUGUGUUGACGAGCUGCUCACUAUAGCUGCCAUGCUCACAGCUCCUUCCUGCUUUGUGACAACAGAAGCCAGCAGAGAGGAGGCUGCUAUCACACACUGGCGACCUCUAAUGCACACAGAGGGAGACCACAUGACUCUCAUUAAUAUUUAUAACGCCUUCAUAGAGCAUAAUCAGGAUGAGGUGUGGUGCACAACAAACUUCCUUAGUCACGCCGCCUUACGAUUGGCUGUGGUGAUCAGGGCUGAGCUCCUGGAGGUGAUGCAACGAAUAGAGCUUCCUGUUUCUCCUCCUUCUUUUGGAUGCCAAGACAACUGCACAAAUAUCAAGCGUGCUCUCAUCUCAGGCUUCUUCCUCAAAGUGGCUCACGAUGUGGAUGGCUCAGGUAACUACCUCCUACUAACUCACCGCCACGUGGCUCACCUGCACCCCUUCUCCUCCUACCUGUGUCGCCAGCCGUGCCCCAAACCUCCUAGCUGGGUCCUCUACCACGAGUUCACCAUCUCCCGUGAUAACUGCAUCCGCAUCGCCUCCGAAGUCCACCCUCAGAUGCUGGUGGAGCUGGCCCCUCAGUACUACCUGGGUAAUCUGCCAUCGAGUGACGGCAAAGAGCUGCUGAUGGAGCUGAGGCAGAGUCUGGGGCCUCAUUCAUACGGACAGGACGGAGUGUCAGAUGAGCACAGCAGGACUCACAGAGACACUGAUGGGAUGGGAGAGGCUCACAGUCAGUCCAGCACUGAGCUCUGUGUUGUCCAGUGAGACACACAAAGAGACAGAGCAUCUCAGGAGAGGACACUAAACACACAGCUGUCACUUUACUGUUUGAUCUGAGAUUUGGUACUUGGCAUGAAUUAGUCUGUGUAAUCUCUGUUGAGGUUUAAUCCUGUGAGAUUUCAAAUGGACAAAAUGGAAAACACUAAUGUACAGUAAUGUGCAUGUGUGUGUGUGUAUACACACACACACAUGCAUACGCAGACAACAAAACAAAAAUUGGAAAAGACAUGGAUAGAAUGCUUUAUCGGUCACCUUUGGGGUUUCAGCUAAAUGCAAUACACACUACUUCAGCAAGCAGAGACUCUGUUAUUGGGUGACCUCUGACCUCUAUGCAGAUGCCCAUGAGCAGAUGACUUAGGACUCACUGUGAUGAGGUACUGUCGCAUUGAGGCACAGAGCUUCUAUUUUCAACUUUAUGAUGCUAUUUGUACAAUGUUCGGGUUUCCUGCUUAGAUCUUCAUUCUGCCUUUUUCUUUCCAACUUUGUAUCAAUUAUAAAAAAUAUUUGUGUAGAUUCUUAUUGUUCUAUUUAAUAUGGUAUGUCUGUCAAUACAGUACUUCAGUACUUUAAAUAAAAGUGUGGUUUUUCAUGU
Molecule: messenger RNA, 3405 nt
Organism: Chelmon rostratus (copperband butterflyfish)
Lineage: Eukaryota; Metazoa; Chordata; Actinopteri; Chaetodontiformes; Chaetodontidae
Gene: dqx1
Product: DEAQ box RNA-dependent ATPase 1
Exons: 12
Coding region: 333-2798 (821 amino acids)
Cellular component (GO): intracellular anatomical structure; spliceosomal complex
Molecular function (GO): RNA binding
Source: RefSeq, a predicted model, not a curated record